CGAGCCACACUCAAGCAUGUUUUGAAUUACACCCGGGAUUCGAAACUGUAAACACGUGUAUUUGAUCUUCACAAUAAAUAUUCCAAAGUUCAGGUAAAUCUGGGUUCACAAUGAAAGUUAAAGCGGACAAAAAGGCGAAGCAGGCCAACCCGAAGCUACACAAGAUUAAGCAAUCGAAAAAUGACAUCGCAAAGUCAAAGGAAAAGAAAUCGGGUCCGACGGCAUCCGCCGCAGCUACUGCGCACUCAUUUGCCGUGAAAAAGGUGCUUGCGGUAAAGAAAAAGAAUAACAAACAAGGUAUUGAGGAUGUGGUCCAGACAAACAUUCAGAAGGUUCCCAAAAAGAACAAGUUCCAGAAGCAGAAGGAAGUGAAGGUUCUGGAGCAGCCUGCAGAAAAUAAAAAAAUUGUCGAGAAAUCAAAAAAGACGGUAUCGGAGCACCAACUACCGGUACAUGACGGAAAGAAAUCCGAAAAAUCGAAAAAGAAAAACAAGGAGACCAAACCAAAUGAUGUGAAGCACACAGAAGAAGAGGAAAAUGACUUGCCGAAAGUUUUAGCUAGCAGGAAAAUUAUCAUAUCUGCUUUGAAAGCUUGCAAGAAAACCAUUGACAGUGGAUACGAGAAGAAGAAUUUAUUUGGAGAUGAUUUAAAGUAUGCAUUGCAGAUUUCCUCAGUUAAGAUUCCGGAUGUUCCAAGCAGAAAUUGUAGGAUUCAGCUACCGAACGCAAUUUACAAGAAAGGCGAUGACAUUUGUCUGAUAGUGAAAGAUUUGGCCCGUGGAAGGAAACAAGACCACGAGGAAACGCUGCUCCACUGGCAGGAUAAACUGCGUCAGCUUGGGGUGGAUUUUAUCUCGCAAAUUAUUCCGCUACAGCAACUGAAGCAAGAGUAUCGACAGUAUGAGAUGAAGAACAAAUUGGCAAACCGCUUUGAUCGGUUUUUGGUGGAUGCUCGCAUCAAUGGACACGUUUUUAACUUUCUGGGCAAUGCAUUCAUCAAACGAUGCAAAAAUCCAACAUCGGUCAUAUUGGAUAAGGAUGAGAAGAUUACGAAAAAUCUGAAUAAAGUUUUGGGUAGAAUCACAUACAAGCAGACCAAUACCGGCAGAAUAACGGAAAUUCAGUUCGCCACGCACAAAAUGCCAAUGGAAGCGGCUGUUGAAAAUGCGGAGGCGUUGAUGAUGUCACUGAAGAGUCAAUUUCCCGGUGGAUGGCUCAACAUCCGGACAAUCAAUUUGAAGCCAAUGACUGAUAUCCCGGUGACAUUCCCCUUGUAUGUGAGCAAAGUUGAUCCCAACUUGGUGCCGGUACCGAAGAUUUCAGGUCCCCGCGAACGAUUUGAGAAGGCGAACAGUGAGAAGUUGCUGCAGAUCACCAAGAACAAGUAUCAGUUCCAGGCGGGUAAUCUCGUACGAGUGCCGUUCGAGCAGCGGAAAAUAUUGAACAUCAAUCGGCAGGAUGUGCCGAAGGAUGAUGAGGCGGAGAAGAAUGGGGAAAUUGUAGGGGAACACUCGCGGGAAGAUGAAAGCGAUGAUGAUGAGGAAAUGGAGCUUCCUCGGGAGCGUGCAAGCGAUACCGAGCAGAGCGAUCUGGACGAUGAUGACGAUUAAAUAAUAGUUGUUAUCGUUUAGGAGCUAAUUAGUUUUUUUAGAGUAAGGUGCUUGUAAUUUGUACAAUGAAUAAAAUCGUUCAAUUAUUUCAA
Messenger RNA from Toxorhynchites rutilus septentrionalis, 1702 nucleotides. Its product is annotated as ribosomal L1 domain-containing protein CG13096. The transcript is spliced from 3 exons. NCBI's taxonomy places the organism in Eukaryota, Metazoa, Arthropoda, Insecta, Diptera, Culicidae. The record is from RefSeq and is a predicted model, not a curated record. The coding region runs from base 111 to 1610 and encodes 499 amino acids.